UAUCGAGCGGGUCAUGAUGAUCGAAGCAAGCCCAGCGUAAACAAAAGCAAAAAGUCAGAAUUGGAGAUAUCUGAAUUCAAUUGUGAUUCCCUCCUUUUGUGUUGCAGAAUGUCGAUGGAAGAAAGAGAGAAUCCGCUGAAAUCGGAAUUAGAAUCAGACUCGAGUUCUGAAUCGGAUACGGAACCGGGGUCGAAGCCGAAACGGCGGGUGAUUUAUGAUUGGGAAUUGAAACGGCCUGAAGAUCUUGUUGCGAGUGACUUUUCCAUGUAUGAGGAUGAUCCUAAACCUUUUGCGAUGGUUUCUGGGCGUUUUGAGUAUAAGAAUAAGGCUUGGAUUGAAAGAGAGAAGCAAAUUAAAAUCGCCAUGGCUGACUAUACAGAGCGCUCUCGCAACCUAAGUCUCUUCGAUGCCAUCGCUCCUCCAGAAAUUGCAAAUAUAUGUGGCGGUGUAAUUCCCCUUACCAUAGACGAUGAGCUCCGCGGUGAUCUCAUUCCCCUCUGCAACGCUGCCUUAGAGAUCUACAAUACUGACAAGGGUUCAAAUUUUGUGCUUACUGACAUUGUAAGGACAACCUGGAGAGCUGGUGGUAUGUAUUACAUCACCUUUCAAGCACAAGAUACUCCCAACAGCCCUCAUAUAACAUUCCAGGCACAUGUACGAUUAAUGCUAGUUGGACCACACAAGGUCUAUUCAUGCGCCAUUAAAACCUAACAUCCGCCAUGGUAGUAAUUUUUUUACAUUAAUAUAAUUCAUUUGAAAUUGUAUUUGAUUAUGGUAUUCAUAAAUCAUAAUAAGCUUCAGCUAUUUUUUUCCUUUUAAUUUAAUUCUCAAUUAUGAAAAAAAUGGUUUCCAUACUAACCUAAAUCCAAAGAGACUAUACUAGACUAUC
Molecule: messenger RNA, 889 nt
Organism: Vicia villosa (hairy vetch)
Lineage: Eukaryota; Viridiplantae; Streptophyta; Magnoliopsida; Fabales; Fabaceae
Exons: 3
Coding region: 109-711 (200 amino acids)
Source: RefSeq, a predicted model, not a curated record